CGCACGCCACUGCAAAACCUAUUAUUGGCACUGUGUGCUGGUAGCACUUUGAUCUCUCUCUCUAUCCUCGGUUUCUGAUUACCCAUAUAGUAUAAAAUAACAAAUGGGUGUGUGCAAUUUAUAGUCCCGACAAGAAAUGGAUAACCAGUAGCAAAGGAAACACGACAAAAUUGUGUGCGUAUUCAGGACAAAAAUGUGCAUUCCACGGCAAAAACUGACGCCUCGAUCGUCUGUGGAUCUUUUUGACAUCCUUGGACUCUCCCAAAAAAGAAAAUUAACCGAUGUACCCUUCCUUAUCGCAUUUGCAACAUGUGUUGUGAUUUUGAUGAUUGUAAUGAUGUGGACUUUAUGUUCUUCGGAUACAAGCAGACUUGCAUAUGGAUAUGUCUUUAAAGAGUUUAUCGACAAUUUGGGAAUAGUGGCAAAAGUUUGCUGCAUUGGACUUGGGGUUUCUGUUACGGCGAUAUAUUGGUUUCGCCAUUUUGUGGACGUAUUUGUUUGGACUAUGCUGGUAGGUGUUGUCUUACUGACAGCUGUAGGCGUAGGAUAUAUUUGGAAAGGCGACGAAAACCGUUUUCUGAUAACACGCAUUCUUGUAACAUUUGCUCCGCUUAUUCUCACCUUAUGUAUUCUAGUGUCGAGAGACCGAAUUAAACUUAUAAUCAGAUUUUACGAGGAUACUAUCAAAACAGUAUUCGAUAUGCCUCUACUUCUUCUGCUACCUCUCUUGACAAUCAGCUGCAUUAUUCUGGUUGUUGCAUCGUGCCUUUUCACAUUUGGUCUAAUGUACUGCGAUGGGAAUUACAAUGUUGGUAUAAUUUUUGCAAUGGUGUUCGUCUGGAUAAUGAUGUUCUGGAUGGUCCAGUUUGUACUAGCAUGCCAUCAAAUCGUUAUUUCAGGCGUCGUGGCUAGAUAUUAUUUUACACGAGACAAAUGUGAGUUGGUUUCACCGAUCUAUAGCAGUUUUUACAUUUUAAUUCGGUACCAUCUUGGUACCGUUGCAUUUGGUUCCUUGAUAAUCACACCUAUUAGCGUACUUAAAAUACUGUUUCGAGCAAGAACUAUAAAUUGUUCUCUGUACGAAGACAAUUUUUUAAAAUAUGUGACCUCAAUCGGAUACAUCAUCACUGCUAUUCACGGCAAACCCCUUUGUCAAUCGGGUACUCGUGCUGUGAAUUUAUUCAUUUGCAAUUUAUUGACUUAUGUGGGGAUGAGUUGGGUAGGAACUUUUGUGUUUUUCACGGUGAAAGUGCUUGUGGUUGCUAUCACCACGCUAAUUGGGUACUCUAUGAUGGUAAAGGACCGACCUGAUGAUUUUGAGUUUUACGUCGUACCUGUCGUUAUUGGAGCUGUGUUUGCAUUUUUCUGCGCUCAUUGUUUCUUUGUUGUUUUCGAGAUUGCUUUUGACACAGCAUUCAUCUGUUACUGCGAGGACUACGGUCUUAACAAUAGUACAAAUGAACCAUUUUAUGCAACUGUAGAGUUUCACGAAAAGGUGAAGAAGGCGCAAGAGUUAACAAAAAAUGUCGAGGCAAAGAAGACAGAGGAAUAACUUACCAUGUGUUUGUUAAAUAUUUAUUCAUUGGGUGCACACACAGAUGCAUACAAAGAGACAACUAUUACUAACGACAAGACCAGCUUGACAUCAAUAAAUAGCAUCUACCAAAAUAAAGGCACACAAAAGUGUUAGAUGUUACAUUUCAAAAAAUAAUAAAUUAGCAUUAAGGGCUGAGUAACUAGGUACAGUGAGAGGUCUGUGCACAGCACAUACUGUCAAAGUACUGUCUUAACGUUUAUUUUUCUGUUAAAAUAGUACUUGUUCCAAGGAUCAGAUCGGACUUGUUCCUAAAUUAAAAUAUCUAGAAUCACACAAUUAAACAUUUUUCGAUAACAUUGAAAACAAUGCAACUAUUGCACAUUUACUAAUUCCUAGAUAAACUCUGCUUGCAUCUGUAGACUACGUUGUCCUUAUAAUAUAAUAAAAAUGAAAAAUACGUUUAUACACAAU
Tribolium castaneum (red flour beetle) is the source of this 2008-nucleotide messenger RNA. RefSeq names its product choline transporter-like protein 1. Gene Ontology annotation, biological process: transmembrane transport. The transcript is spliced from 11 exons. Gene Ontology annotation, molecular function: transmembrane transporter activity. Bases 194 to 1552 code for a protein of 452 amino acids. The record is from RefSeq and is a predicted model, not a curated record. NCBI's taxonomy places the organism in Eukaryota, Metazoa, Arthropoda, Insecta, Coleoptera, Tenebrionidae.